This is a messenger RNA of Drosophila serrata, 1486 nucleotides long. RefSeq names its product RCC1-like G exchanging factor-like protein. The record is from RefSeq and is a predicted model, not a curated record. NCBI's taxonomy places the organism in Eukaryota, Metazoa, Arthropoda, Insecta, Diptera, Drosophilidae. Gene Ontology annotation, biological process: positive regulation of mitochondrial translation. Gene Ontology annotation, molecular function: guanyl-nucleotide exchange factor activity; rRNA binding. Gene Ontology annotation, cellular component: mitochondrial inner membrane.
GGAAACCAGCUGGGUGAACAGCUGAUUAACCCCCAGAGCAGAAUUGAAAAAACACUUGAAAAACGUAACUUUAAACAUGUUUUAAGCAGAAUUAAAAACGUUGGAUAUGCUUAAAAACUGGAGGGGAAUCGGCCCUGUGCUUAGCAGAACCUACACCGCCAAGGCAAAGCGGAGUGUGCUGGCGCAGGACAAAUCCAAGAUCAAGGAGUACACGCCGAAGGUGACGGACAACCAUGAGAACCGUGUAUAUGUGUGGGGAUUCCAGGAAACUGGUGCACUGGGCCUCCAGACUAGCGUGAAGAAGGCCCAGGAGCGCUACACGGAGAUGGUGCACCAUCCGACGCGGCUGCAGUUCUCCAACAACAACGAGAUCACGAAUGUAACCGCCGGCUAUGGGUUCACGGCCUAUGCCGUGCGCCGAGACGACGGCGAGACGCUCUUCGGUAGCGGGCUGAAUACAGACUCGCAGUUGGGCUUACAAGUAAAGGGUAAUCCCAAGGAUCCCGCCAAUCUGGACGUUAUAAUCUACCCCACGGCCAUUAAACUGCCGCGCAUUCAAGGGGAAACGGACGAGGACAUGCAAGUAAAGAGUAUGUCGGCGGGUCGGGCUCACCUGGUGGUGCUCACGCACAACGGCAUCGUCUUCACGCUGGGCAACAACUCCUACGGCCAGUGCGGCCGCUCCAUCAUCGAGGAGGAGCGCUACAGCAAGAGCGCACUUAUCCACCGCAUACCCCAGGAGGAUAUCUGUGGCAAAGAAGACGAACUGGUGCAUGUGGAGUGCGGCCAAGAUCAUACCAUGUUCCUCACGAAAUCCGGGCGCGUCUACACCUGCGGCUGGGGUGCCGACGGCCAGACCGGCCAGGGAAACUAUCACACUGCUGGUCAGAUAACCCUCAUUGCCGGGGACAUAGCCAAGGAGAAGAUUGUUCGCCUUAGCUGCUCCUCCGACUGUGUUCUGGCUGUCAACGAGGCGGGCGAUGUCUUUGGUUGGGGCAACUCGGAGUACGGGCAGCUGGACGACUCGGAACACGCGGAAACACAAAUCAAUCUACCGCGCGCCCUCAAACUGACCAAGGGCAUUGGCAAGAUAAAGGAUGUGGCGGCCGGAGGAUCCUUUUGCAUGGCCUUGAACGAUCAGGGGCUGGUUUACACCUGGGGCUUUGGCAUCCUUGGCUUCGGGCCCUUCGUGGAGCAGACCUCGCGGCCACAGCAUCUUUUGCCGCCUCUCUUCGGGCGCAAUGACUUCAGCAAUGCCACCACGGUGGUAUCCAUCGGUUGCGGCGUCUUCCACAUGGGUGCCGUCAACUCGGACGGCGAUCUCUUCAUGUGGGGCAAGAAUCGCUUUGGGCAUCUCGGUCUGGGCCACAAGAAGGAUCAGUUCUUUCCUUUCAAGGCGGCCAUCAAUGGGAAGGUGAGCAAGGUGGCCUACGGCGUGGAUCACACCAUAGCUCUGUGCAAGCCGUACCUUUAGAAGCUGCAAGUU